ACGAGAAUCAUCAACCAAUUUUCAACAAUCAACAGUUAAGUAAACAGCCAAACGGUUAAACUAAACUAUUCAAAAUGAUUUCAACUCUAAUCCUUGUUGCUGCUCUCGCUGGCUCAGCUUACAGCGGUUCUUGUCCAACACCACCACCCGUCCCUGCAGGCUUUGACAUUACCAAGUUUGGUGGUCGAUGGUACGAAGUUGUCCGAACAAGUGGUUUCACUGAAAAUGGCUUGAGAUGUGUAACUGCUGAUUUCAUCCUCCGUUCCGAUGGCGAUUUCAAUACAACCAACAGUGCCAUCCGAAAGAAUGGCGAAGCAGCAAUUGAACAUGGAACUGCUAAUCGAGUCAAAGGUGGACCUGCUGAUGAACUCAAGAUGGUUUCAAGCACAAUCCCUCUACCAAUAGCAUUUUACAUUGUUGACACUGAUUAUGAUACUUAUGCUGCUGCUUACACUUGUAUUGGAGUCCCACCACUUUUCACUUAUGAAACUGCAUGGGUUUUCUCACGAAAAAAUACUUUGGAUGAAGCCACAACUAAACGACUUACUGAUUUGUUGACCUCUAAAUAUGGCAUCUACGAGUCAUCCCUUGAAGUCACAAACCAAACUGAUUGUACUUACACACCUUUCCCCUGAUUAACGCAAAUUGCUAAUCAAACUCAUUGCCUAAUUGUAUUAGGUUUCCCUUAAUUUAUUUAAUAUUUAUCAAACUGUUUAUUUAAAGAUGUCCAUGUUUAAAGCAUUGCAACUCAUACUGAGCAUUGUAAAUCGUUAAAACAUUUAUAACCAAAAAAUAAAUCAGUUAUAAAAUCAA
Messenger RNA from Tetranychus urticae (two-spotted spider mite), 813 nucleotides. Its product is annotated as apolipoprotein D. Gene Ontology annotation, biological process: response to reactive oxygen species; lipid metabolic process. Lineage: Eukaryota; Metazoa; Arthropoda; Arachnida; Trombidiformes; Tetranychidae. Gene Ontology annotation, molecular function: pigment binding. Gene Ontology annotation, cellular component: cytoplasm. The record is from RefSeq and is a predicted model, not a curated record.